UUUGGUUGUGUGGAGUAUUCGAGAGGGGAGCAAGGGCGGCUACGUGUGUGUGUACAAUGCCGAAUAAAACGAAAAAAGACAAGGAGUCCCCUAAGUCUGGUAAAGUUGGCAAGAGUGGAGGACAGGAGAAUUCAGAGCAUGAGCAGGGCUCUAACAGGAAGACUAGCAACAGUGUUCCUCCUACCACUCAGCUGCUAAAGGGGAAGCAGCCAGGUUCCCAGACACCUGUCAAAAAGGACAAGAGGCAGAGCUCCUCUCGCUUCAGCUUGAGCAACAACAGGGAGCUGCAGAAACUGCCUGCCUUCAAAGAUGUUCCCCCCGCAGAGCAGGAGAAGCUCUUCAUCCAGAAGUUGCGGCAGUGCUGCGUACUCUUCGAUUUUGUGUCGGACCCACUGAGCGAUCUGAAAUGGAAGGAGGUGAAACGGGCGGCGCUGAGCGAGAUGGUGGAGUACAUUACCCACAACAGGAAUGUCAUCACCGAACCCAUCUACCCAGAGGUGGUUCACAUGUUUGCUGUGAAUAUGUUUAGGGCGUUGCCGCCAUCAUCCAACCCCACGGGUGCUGAGUUUGACCCAGAGGAAGAUGAGCCCACGCUAGAGGCUGCAUGGCCACAUCUACAGCUCGUCUAUGAAUUCUUCCUACGGUUCUUAGAGUCGCCUGACUUUCAACCAAACAUAGCCAAAAAGUAUAUUGACCAGAAGUUUGUAAUGCAGCUCCUAGAACUGUUCGACAGUGAAGAUCCAAGGGAAAGAGAUUUUUUAAAGACUACUCUGCAUCGCAUAUACGGCAAGUUCCUGGGCCUGCGAGCAUACAUUAGGAAACAGAUUAACAACAUAUUUUAUAGGUUCAUUUAUGAGACUGAACAUCAUAAUGGAAUAGCUGAAUUACUGGAAAUAUUAGGCAGUAUAAUCAAUGGAUUUGCAUUACCAUUGAAAGAAGAGCACAAGAUUUUCCUGCUGAAAGUUCUGCUGCCUUUACACAAAGUCAAAUCUCUUAGCGUUUAUCACCCACAGCUGGCCUACUGUGUGGUACAGUUCUUAGAGAAGGAUAGCACCCUCACAGAACCGACGGUGAUGGCUUUGUUAAAGUACUGGCCAAAGACCCACAGUCCAAAAGAAGUGAUGUUCCUCAAUGAGCUGGAGGAGAUUCUGGACGUCAUUGAGCCUUCAGAGUUCGUCAAAGUUAUGGAGCCCCUCUUCAGACAGCUGGCCAAAUGCGUAUCCAGCCCACACUUUCAGGUGGCAGAGCGAGCUCUGUACUACUGGAACAAUGAGUACAUCAUGAGUCUGAUCAGUGACAACGCUGCUAAGAUCCUGCCCAUCAUGUUCCCAGCCCUCUACCGCAACUCCAAGACCCACUGGAACAAGACGAUCCACGGACUGAUCUACAACGCUCUGAAGCUCUUUAUGGAGAUGAACCAGAAGCUGUUUGAUGACUGCACCCAACAGUUCAGGGCAGAGAAAAGCAAAGAGAAAGCCAAAUGGAAAGAGAGAGAAGAGGCAUGGAUCAAGAUUGAGAAUCUAGCAAAGUCAAACCCACAGUUUCUGGUGUACGUCGACUCGAUAGGCUCAGGCAGUCCGAUGGACAUGGAGACGGACGGGCCACUGCUAGAAGACGUCAACUUGUUAAAGAAAACAGUAGAGGAGGAGGCCACACAGAUCGAGAGAAAUCAGCGUAGAGAGCGCCCAUUGAUGCGGAGGAAAUCGGAGCUCCCCAAGGACAUCUCCACUGUCACAGCCCUGGAGUUGCACCGGAGAGCCGAGGAAAUGAUUACAACGCACGACGGUCACUAAGAGACCACCCUAGAUCCACCGUAAACCAGCAGCAGCAGCAUCCACAAAGGAACCACACAGGCCCGCAGAGGCCAGCACAACUGAACUCUGGUAUCUCAGUGCAGUCCAGCACAACACAGAACUGAACAGUCCCACCUCCACCUGACACAGAAAAUGUCUAAAGCCGCACAUCUAAGCCUGUCAGGACAAGCGGUGCUCUGUCCUUACUGACACCCCCAGCCCCCCACACUGUCCCUUUCUCUCACGUUGCUGUUUGUCCAGCAGAGAUGUGUGUGGUGCUGGAUGGUCCUGCAUGACCACGGCAUGCACCGUGCCCCGAAGGUGCCCCCCCCACCCCCACCCCCACCCCCAACCCCGCCCCACCCCUCUUUUUACUCUCUUCUGUCCUCUCAACUUGUUUGUGUUUUUUCGGGGGGCUGUGCUGCCCCCUUCUGGUCAUCUCUCUCAGGUGUUCUUUUCUGUGUGUGAGUUGUCUUCUCUUCUUGCCUCUUCUUUAUAGAUGUCAGGUGCUUGUAAAAAAUAAUAUGAGCCCCCAGCUGUAACCCCUACAAAGGACUUUAAAAAGGUUUAAUUUAAAAAAAACAACCAUUAAUGAGAUAAAGUCAGUUGUUUCUAUAUAUUUAAUAUUGGCUAUUUUUCUCAUAGCAUUGAAACUAGACAGUUGUUUAUAUUCUUUCCUACAUAGUAUAUUAGGAGCUCCUCUCGGAGGGAAACGUACUCCCUAUCAGUAUAACUGUCCCGUUCGGAGCUUGCUGUUCAUUUUCCAUUCGCUGUGAAGAUUUAUUGAUCAUCCUGUUAAUCAGGACAGUGUCAUCUGGGACUCACUGGUAGUGUGUGUCCAGAUUAAAAGCAUUACAGCACAGUUGUGUUCAUCAAAGUGCUGGCCUGACAGAGGUUCAGGUUUUUUUUUUUUUUUAUUAAAUCGAACAAAUCCUUUGUAGAAACCUAGUUCGGUGCCAACUUCUCUCAUGAAUUCAGUUCUUUUCUUUAAAAAAAAAUCUUUUUAAUUGUUUAGGCAAUAAGUUAACACAGGUUGCGGUGUGUGUCAGUGGCUUAAACAGCAGUCGGUCGUUUCAUUGAGUUACGGGUUAAGCCUGGUUUGCCACCCUGGUGACAUGAAAUGGGAUUGUGGGAUUUAUUUUUGGUUGCCUGUGUACAUCCAGACUUUGUAGGAGUGUGUUAAACAUGGUCAUUAGCAUUCAGUACAAGUCACUGUCAUUCAUGUGAGGCUCAGGAGAGCUCAGAGAGAUCUAGUUGCUUGUCUGGGAUUUACGCAACGUGACUAGAGAGAAGUCAGACCGGGGCAGAAUCUACGAGAACUGUGCUGGUAGCGAUCGCUUUUUCUACUCUUCUCAAGCAAGACCCUUUUAUUUAUAAAACACUUGUUAGAGAUUCGACUGAUUCAUAGUGGAGGUGUGUUUGGUUAGAAGAGGUCCAACAUGAGCCUUUCUUUUCACAGUGCCUUUUAUAGUCUAAGGGGAUAUUUGCUCCACUGAGAAUCGAGUAGCAGCGGUGACUUAAAACACCAGAGCGUUUGAAAUCGUAACAUCAGUUUCCAUAAUAAAUAAGAAUUAAAAAUUAAGACGUGUCCAAGACUCCAGCACAUGCCUUGUUGAAGCUACAAAGUCCGUUUGUAGUGUAAAGCUCAAGAGGAGAAGCAGAGUGGUCGCCCCCAGCCACUUCAGCGACGAAGCACUUCCUGAUAAAACUUGAAAGAAAACAGAAACACAACUGAAAAAUACCAAACUAGUAAAGAAUAGAAAUCCGUGAUGCUGUCUGUCUUGGCGUGUGGGGUCACCUCGCCUGGGUGCCUGUUGAUAACAACGAGCCUCCGCAGGAGAGGAAGUCACCUCCCAUUGUAACUUUCCAUUCUGUGGCCCCACUGUCCCAUUCCACUUAUGAUUUAUAACAUUGUUUGUCUCCCUCUGCCCCCCCCCCCCACCCUACCCCCCCUCCUGCCCCC
Scomber japonicus (chub mackerel) is the source of this 3756-nucleotide messenger RNA. RefSeq names its product protein phosphatase 2, regulatory subunit B', gamma b (gene ppp2r5cb). Gene Ontology annotation, biological process: protein dephosphorylation; signal transduction. Gene Ontology annotation, molecular function: protein phosphatase activator activity. NCBI's taxonomy places the organism in Eukaryota, Metazoa, Chordata, Actinopteri, Scombriformes, Scombridae. The record is from RefSeq and is a predicted model, not a curated record. The coding region runs from base 57 to 1793 and encodes 578 amino acids. The transcript has 16 exons. Gene Ontology annotation, cellular component: protein phosphatase type 2A complex; nucleus; cytosol.